AUGUUAUUCGGGUUCCUACUCCUCAACCUAACGAGCGUGCUCUCGCAAGUCGCCUCGCGCAGCACGGGGGGAGGCGGCCAAAACGAAGCGCGCGCCGAGACAACCAUCGACCUGCCCGAGAUAUCCUCCAGCAUCCGCCUGAGCUCCUCAGAAGUCAAACUUAACACCGCCGGCGCGUACCCGCGGCUGGCGAAGCUGUCCGAUGGCUCGAUCCUGAGCGUGCAGACGCUGUACAACGUGAACGGGUCGUACAACGUACUGCAAGUGUCGAAGAGCACGGACAACGGGCAGUCGUUCGACUACUUCGGCGAGAUCGUCCGCGGCGCGCACAAGGACAUCGACAACGGCUUCCUGCUCGAGCUGCCCCAAGCUCAGGAGUCUCGGGCGCCUCCCGUCAUCCUGGCGGCGUACCGGAACCACGACAUGGAGAAGCCGGGCGCCGAGCCGACGUACUACCGCAUCACGGUGUCGCGGAGCGAGGACGGCGGCAGGACGUGGAAGGACGCCGUGGACGUCGUGGGGCAGAACGCGGCCGAGAGCAAGGGGAUGGGGCUCUGGGAGCCGUCGAUGCGGGUCGGCGCGGACGGCGGCGUCCAGCUGAUGUACUCGGGCGAGAUCACGGACGCGGAGCAGGAGAUCUUCCGCGCGGUGUCGCACAGCGAGGGGCGCGAGUGGUCGGAGCCCGUCAACCUGCACGUGCACAGCCUCGGCCGGCAGUUCCGCGACGGGAUGCAGAGCGUGGUUGCCGUGAAGGACCAGGGCAACGGGAAGGACACGCUGGUGAUGGUCGUCGAGUGCAAGAUCGGCUGGCAGGUGCACGUCGACUACAUGCUGUCGUACGACGACGGCGCGUCCUGGUGGAACCGCAGCACCAUCUACGACCCCAAGGGAGCGGAUCGCAGCGCAGGGGCACCGCAGAUCGCGAACUUUGGGGAUGGCGUCGCGCUUACUUUCAUGACGGAUGAGGAUACCACGACUGUUGAUUGGCCUAAGAACUCGACUACCAAGGCGCUGUUCUCGAAUGGGGUUAGGGAUGGCAAGAUGCAGUGGUCCAAGAAGCCGGUGCUGCUCGAUGCUUCGCCGUCUUGGUGGCCGGGGUUGCUGACUACGGCAAACAAUGAAGUUAUGGCUGUGUAUGGGCAUGACGGCUCUCCGAGAGGGAAGGUGAUUAAGACGAAUUAG
Molecule: messenger RNA, 1182 nt
Organism: Hypoxylon fragiforme
Lineage: Eukaryota; Fungi; Ascomycota; Sordariomycetes; Xylariales; Hypoxylaceae
Product: glycoside hydrolase family 93 protein
Exons: 1
Coding region: 1-1182 (393 amino acids)
Source: RefSeq, a predicted model, not a curated record